Molecule: messenger RNA, 1415 nt
Organism: Sabethes cyaneus
Lineage: Eukaryota; Metazoa; Arthropoda; Insecta; Diptera; Culicidae
Gene: rswl
Product: mitochondrial ribonuclease P protein 1 homolog
Exons: 2
Coding region: 109-1311 (400 amino acids)
Biological process (GO): positive regulation of mitochondrial translation; mitochondrial tRNA 5'-end processing
Cellular component (GO): nucleus; nucleoplasm; mitochondrion
Molecular function (GO): tRNA binding
Source: RefSeq, a predicted model, not a curated record
UUUCAGGAUUUCGGCCUUAAUUCGUUAUCGAAACAUCAACAAAAUUGAUUAAAUAGAAGAAAAGUAAAAUUGUGGAAGUGCUUCUUUAAACUAGUUCUUAAAAGUAAAAUGUUGCGGCCGCUACAAACCCUUCGCACUCUUCUGUUUAAUACGCAUCUUCAGAAAGCAUUGAUUCCACCGAACAUCACGCGAAGUAUCAUGCCAUCCAAUUUGCUAGAUCGGCGUUACUCCAAUAUUCCAGACUACAAACAGGCCGUAAAUGAUUCGGUUCCAACAGUGGAUAAUGAGAAAAAGCGAAAAAUUCUUGAGCUGGAACUGGACGUAAUGAGGCAGGAGGGCAGGAAAGUUCCGACACCAAGUCGCAUCAGAGAGGACCACUGGGAUGAGUUAUUACAAAUGAAAUCCCGAAAUCAACGACGCCAGUACUAUCUUUACUUGUGGAACAUUGAAAUGGCCAAAGAAAAUGCGCAGCUCAAAAAAGAUCGCAAGAAAGUGGAAAUAGCCAAGCGAAGGGAGGAAUUGGAUCUGUCUAAUGUGGACAACAAUCACAUCCUGUACGGUUUGUUCCAUAACACAAUGUUUUUAAGGAUUUAUGAUUCUACCAUGGAUCAUUUCAAUAAUAACAAAUUAGUUCAGGCGAUGCAAUUUGGUCAAAACCUAGUAUUUGAUUGUUCCUACGAUGAAUACAUGAACGACAAAGAAAUGCGAAAUACGGCGAAGCAAUUAAUGCUGUGCUUUGGAAUUAAUCGAAUGCACAAUGAACCGUUUAACGUCCAUCACUGUAAUGCUAAUUUUAAUCGAACGACAAUGAAAUCGUUGAGGAAACAUUUGGUGCAUAUUAAUGAGCCUUCCUUUCCAUUUAAUGUUAGUGAGAAAUGUUACACCGAAUUGUUUCCUAAGGAGCGCCUAGUUUAUCUAACUCCACACUGCAGAACGGAUCUAAAAGCAUUUGAUCCAGAUGAUGUAUACAUUGUGGGGGCAAUGGUGGACAAGUCCUCUCAGGAGCCCGUUUCAUUGGGCAAAGCAAAAAAGCUAGGACUACGAAUGGCUCGGCUUCCACUGGACGACCAUUUUCAGUUCAAAGGAGGCAAAUCACUUACGAUCGAUCAGAUGAUGCACAUUCUAUUAGAAUUGAAAACGUCGAAUAACUUUGAGAAAGCCUUCGAACAUGUUCCCAGGCGAAAGGUGAUAUCGCUGGACGAAGAACAAAGACAGAUGCAGCAGAAGCUUAGAGAGCGAAAUCAAGCAGAUAAAUUUAAGUUUAGUAUGGGGAAAUUUUCUGGUCAAAAAUAUAGGAAAAAAUGGAAUUAACGUACGUCUGUAUUUGUUGGAUCAGUGCCGAUUUUUCAGUAGACUGACAGAUAGUGCGCGUACAAAUAAAUGUAAGCUGAAGCUGAAUAAAGGUACUAUUAUAU